AUGUCAUCGGACGAUAUCACAAUCCAAUACUUGAAGACCAUGGCAGCAACAAUUCUGUUGACUUCAUCAAUCAUCAACUCUAUUUUAGGAAUCGUUGGUCUAACAUUCAAUAUCUUUGUUUUCACUCGGCCAACUCUACGCUGUCAGCCGUGUUCAUUCUAUUUUUUAUCUUCAACAUUCUUCAAUUUCUUUGUUAUACUAAUCAUCAUUCCAACACGUAUUCUUUCGAAUAUUUACGAUAUUAAUCCAACUGAUUACAACGACAAUUACUGUAAAAUCGAAAGAUAUCUAUUUUAUUCUACUCGUACGAUACCUUGUUGGCUGAUUGCCUUAGCAACAAUCGAUCGUUUUCUACACAGUUCGUCGAAUUCAUCGUUCCGUGAAAUGAGCUCGUUGAAAAUUGCAAAAUUAGCAACUGGAUGCACGAGUUUGUUUGUUUUCAUUGUUUAUAGCCACAUGAUCGUUUACUACGGAAUUCAUGAUAAAACAGACCGAUUCGGUCAAAUUUCAUCGCAAUGUAGUGGUGCGCCAGGCAUUUACAGCACAUUCCUGAGUAUUUGGCAGAUGAUAUUCUACUCAGUUAUUCCAUCAUCUACCAUGCUUGUUUUUGGCUCUCUGACAAUUAAAAACGUCCGCGGACGAUGUCAAACUAUUCCGAGAGCUGCAGAAAAGAAUCGAUCCAACAGACGAACAGAUUUUCAACUGCUACGUAUGUUAACAGUUCAAGUAUUAGUGAUCAUUGUAUGUACUUUACCAGUAUCGAUAUAUCGAGCAUAUAUGGCAAUAACGAUAAAUGACAUGAAAAAUGAACUACGACUUGCGCAAGAAGAAUUAGCUUCUCAAAUUGUACUUUCGCUAACCUAUUUUGCUCAUUCAACAAGCUUUUAUAUGUAUACACUUUCCGGUACGAUAUUUCGUAAAGCGUUGAUGAAACUUUUCGAACGUUAG
This is a messenger RNA of Adineta ricciae, 948 nucleotides long. The record is from the annotation of a GenBank genome assembly. NCBI's taxonomy places the organism in Eukaryota, Metazoa, Rotifera, Eurotatoria, Adinetida, Adinetidae.